Kogia breviceps (pygmy sperm whale) is the source of this 978-nucleotide messenger RNA. RefSeq names its product centrin 3 (gene CETN3). The record is from RefSeq and is a predicted model, not a curated record. Gene Ontology annotation, cellular component: microtubule organizing center. Gene Ontology annotation, molecular function: microtubule binding; calcium ion binding. NCBI's taxonomy places the organism in Eukaryota, Metazoa, Chordata, Mammalia, Artiodactyla, Physeteridae. Gene Ontology annotation, biological process: spindle pole body duplication.
UUUUUGGGAGGUGCUUGAGGCCGCGGAGGUCGUUGGUGUCUGUUGAACUGCUUGUGGAAGUCGUGCUGCCUUGGGUAGGGGUUAAAAUCGUUCUCGAGAGGAACGUCUCUGUCCGAAGAGAACAUGAAUUUAGCUCUGAGAAAUGAGCUUGUAGUAGACAAAACAAAGAGGAAAAAAAGAAGAGAACUCUCUGAAGAACAGAAACAAGAAAUUAAAGAAGCUUUUGAACUUUUUGACACAGACAAAGAUGAAGCAAUAGAUUAUCAUGAAUUAAAGGUGGCAAUGAGAGCCUUGGGGUUUGAUGUAAAAAAAGCUGAUGUACUGAAGAUUCUUAAAGAUUAUGACAGAGAAGCCACAGGGAAAAUCACCUUUGAAGAUUUUAAUGAAGUUGUGACAGACUGGAUAUUGGAAAGAGAUCCACAUGAAGAAAUAUUGAAGGCAUUUAAACUAUUUGAUGAUGAUGAUUCAGGUAAAAUAAGCCUGAGGAAUCUGCGACGUGUUGCCAGAGAAUUGGGUGAAAACAUGAGUGAUGAAGAACUUCGGGCUAUGAUAGAAGAAUUUGAUAAAGAUGGUGAUGGAGAAAUAAAUCAAGAGGAAUUCAUUGCUAUUAUGACUGGUGACAUUUAAAGAAUUACAAGGAUAAACACUAAGAAUGUUGCAGUUAUCAUCUUAUAUUCUAUUUUUGUGCCUGAAGCCGUGUUUAAAAAAAAAAACUUAGUUCUUUUUUCCAAAAGGACCAAAAAUAACCAUCUUAUGUAUUCAUAUUUUACUACUGUUAAGCUUCUUUAUAUGAACAGUAUUGUUAGUACUCUAAUAGUUUAGCUUUGUAUUUAUAAUAUAGCUUUUAUAUAUAAAAUUUUAAAAAUUGAAUCAUGUGGUGCAUAUUUUUUGAAGGUUUUUAAUUUAGCAUUAGUAGUCACUUUUGUUUUGGUGCACAUGUUUUUCAGACUUUCCUUAAUAAAAUGUUUAUUUUUUAGU